AAUGACAUUAUAUAAUGUUUAUAAGAACAAUAUUCUUUUUAAAUUGUAUUUUAAUUAAACACUUUUGAUAUUUAAUAAUAAAACGGAAUACGAAAAUUAGUAAUCUUCAAAACUGUAUACACUUAAUGUGUGAAAUUAAUCAAAUGUUAUGACAUUUUUUGAUUAACAACAUAACCUAAACAGUAAAUUUGGCAAUUGCUGUUUUAAAUAAGCUGUGUAAGUUUGUAUUUUAAAUAUAAUUCUAUAAAAGUUUUUACCUUCCAAUUACCCUGUUACAUGCUUGCAAAUAAUUUUCCAUGAUGAUCCCUAGCAGAUUGGGGCUAACACCAGGGAUUCCUGAUCAUCCACUUUGCACAUCAUGGCAUGAUUCAGCUUGGAUUCCUAUUUUAAACACAGGAAAUGUAAUGGACUACUUUUCAGAAAGAUCUAAUCCAUUUUUUGAUAGGACAUGUAAUAAUGAAAUAGUAAAAAUGCAGCGCCUUAAUCCAGAUCAGUUGCAAAAUAUGACUGGUUUAGAGUAUGUAUUGCUUCAUGUUCAAGAACCUAUUCUAUAUGUGAUAAGAAAACAGCAUAGACACAGUCCUACACAAGUUGUUCCUUUUGCUGAUUACUACAUAAUUGCUGGAAUUAUAUAUCAGGCUCCUGAUUUAGCAACUGUAUUAAAUUCAAGACUGUUGUCGGCAGUACAUCACUUACAGUCAGCUUUUGAAGAAGCUUCUAGUUAUGCAAGAUAUCAUCCUAGUAAAGGUUAUUCAUGGGAUUUCAAAAGGAGUGGAAUUGAUAAAGUUAAAAAAGAAGAGAAACCAAAGGAGGAAGCAAGUUCCUUAUUUCAAAGACAAAGGGUGGACAUGCUUCUAGGUGAGCUGAUUAAAAAGUUUCCUUUGCCUCAGCCCCAACUGCCAAAAAUUAACCCCACAGCAGUUGUAAAAACUGAACCAGAAAAUGGAACUACAGAAAAUAAAGAGAGUAAGAGUGAUAAACAAGAAAAGAUAAAGCCACCACCAGAAAAGAAACCGAAAAUAAAUUGAUUUCUUUAUGUAUGUAUAUAGGAGACUAAUUUUUUAAAUAAUAAUAGUUAAAUAUUUUUGUA
This is a messenger RNA of Agrilus planipennis (emerald ash borer), 1090 nucleotides long. It is a transcript of the gene MED6, whose product is annotated as mediator of RNA polymerase II transcription subunit 6. The record is from RefSeq and is a predicted model, not a curated record. Gene Ontology annotation, cellular component: core mediator complex; mediator complex. The transcript has 4 exons. Gene Ontology annotation, molecular function: transcription coactivator activity. Bases 297 to 1028 code for a protein of 243 amino acids. Gene Ontology annotation, biological process: regulation of transcription by RNA polymerase II. NCBI's taxonomy places the organism in Eukaryota, Metazoa, Arthropoda, Insecta, Coleoptera, Buprestidae.